Molecule: messenger RNA, 290 nt
Organism: Staurois parvus
Lineage: Eukaryota; Metazoa; Chordata; Amphibia; Anura; Ranidae
Source: the annotation of a GenBank genome assembly
AGAAGAAGAAGAAGAGGAUGAGAAGAAGAAGAAGAAGAAGAAGAAGAAGAAGGUCUGUCAUAAAUAGUCUAUUUCUGACAGUUCUGGGACAUUCACUCCAUACAGCUGUUUCAACCGCUGUAUGGAGGGAAUGUCAUAGAACUGUCAGAAAUAGACUAUUAAUGACAGUUCUGGGACUGUCCUUCCAUACAGCGGUGAAACAUUGUAUCUAUUUGUUUCCAUAAAUGGAUCCAUUUAUGGAAACAAAUAGAUACAAUGUUUCAACCGCUGUAUGGAAGGACAGUCCCAGA